AUGGAUUAUACUCGCCUGAUUCAGUGUCAGGGCAAUGAUCCCACUUAUAUCAAGCACUUAGAGUUACGCAUUAUCGAGCUUGAGAGUACCUGCUCAUCCCGUUAUCCCGAGACCUCAGGAGUUCAGCAGCAGAUAAGUGGACAGCACAGGCCUUGUGAGAUCUGUCGAGACCCCAAUCUUUCCACACAAGAUAUAGAUGCUUCCCAAGAAAUAUCUGCCGAUAGUAUACGACUAGCCUCUGAAAGUUGUCACGACAAUCAAUCAAUUCAACACAGCAACAGACCUCCAGGGAGUACGUUCGCCUUCAUCCCAUACGAGCCACCAGUGACAACGGAACCCCUGGUCACAACAGACUCCUCCGCGCUCACGGAUUCUGCAAGGCAGCAAUGGAAUCAUUUGGACUCGCUCGCAUCCUCACUUAGUGAUAUACCCAAAACUUCUCGUUGGAAAGUGUGGACCUCUACCAAUGAUGAUCGACGAAAGAAUAUAGUUCUUAGCUUGGUAUCUGGAUUAGUCUUCCCGAAUGAUGAUAACCCGAUAGCACAUGAGCUGUCUGCACCUAUAUCCAUCCUGCUGGAAUACAGCAAAUCUAUGGAGCCGGCAGAACCGAGGUGCGCAUCAGCGAAUUCAGAGGAGAAACGUCAAUUUAUAUACUUCCAAGAACUUAUCUUCUGUUCAAUGUGUGCGGUCGCCUUGGAGUUCACUCCAACGGAAGUUGUCUUUGCAGUCAUGCGGUCUGUUUUCCAGUCUGACGCCAAAUCUAAGACUCUCAGGGCACGGAUCUAUGGUGCGAAAUGGGCAAACCGAGCCAUUUACCUUUUAUCACGCACCCGAUUGGGUUCUUGUAGCUGGGACCUCAUCUAUAUAGUCUCGGCAGCUAAUAAUCACGUCAACUUUUAUAGAAAGUUUAACGACUACUCUAUUAAACCCGAUGACCUGAUACCAAAGCUGAAGAUUCCAGAGGAUACUCAAACGAUAUCAGUCCCGCUCGCAAUCCCUUCCAUCAUACGAACAAUUUUCAGAGAUCUAGUACCGCUCGAAAAGAUUUGCGAAUGCCUAGGAUAUGAGCUUGGUGAUUAUAAUAGACUAGACCUUUCUAGUCUUGAAAAACGUCUCGUCAUGCCAGCCAACACUAAUGCAAACGACACCGAGCCAAACCACGCCGAGCCAAUCCACACCACGCCAAUCCACACCACGCCAAUCCACACCACGCCAAUCCACACCACGCCAAUCCACACCACGCCAAUCCACACCACGCCAAUCCACACCACGCCAAUCCACACCACGCCAAUCCACACCACGCCAAUCCACACCACGCCAAACAAGAAACGGAAAAACGGGUCACCCGAAACUUCGUCGAAAAGGCAGUGUUGGGCUGUAUCAUCUGACUCACCAGAAGGUAGGAUACCAUAG
Penicillium vulpinum is the source of this 1413-nucleotide messenger RNA. RefSeq lists its product as uncharacterized. The coding region runs from base 1 to 1413 and encodes 470 amino acids. The transcript is spliced from 3 exons. NCBI's taxonomy places the organism in Eukaryota, Fungi, Ascomycota, Eurotiomycetes, Eurotiales, Aspergillaceae. The record is from RefSeq and is a predicted model, not a curated record.